Messenger RNA from Lotus japonicus, 1518 nucleotides. Its product is annotated as stemmadenine O-acetyltransferase-like. The coding region runs from base 1 to 1470 and encodes 489 amino acids. The transcript has a single exon. The record is from RefSeq and is a predicted model, not a curated record. Lineage: Eukaryota; Viridiplantae; Streptophyta; Magnoliopsida; Fabales; Fabaceae.
AUGUUUUUCCCCGAAUUGGGUUUCAUGUUUAGAGAAAUAGGAGGUGUAAUACAUUUGUUUUGGACAAGGCAGUGGAGUGAUAACAUACUUGUGAGGAACGAAGUAUCAUCAAGAGAGUUAAAGAUGGAAAUGGAGUUAAUAUCUAGAGAAACCAUCACACCAUCUGAACCCACUCCUCUUCACCUCAGAAUUUAUCCCCUCUCUUUCAUAGAUCAGAUCAUUCAACGUAAUUAUAUCCCAUCACUUUUCUUUUACCAGCCAAACAAGUUGGCACAAGAAUGUCACCAAAGAUCCAAAAUAAGUGAACUCAAGAAAUCCUUAUCUCAAGUUCUAUCCAAAUACUACCCCUUUGCAGGAAGUUUGAGAGAUGAGCUAUCCAUUGAAUGCAACGACCAAGGUGUGUCAUUUCUAGUCACAAAAAUCACAGGUACAAAGCUAUCAACGAUCCUCCAAAACCCCAAUGAAACAUUGUUGAACCCUUUGUUCCCUGAUGAAUUGCAGUGGGAAGCUAUGAGUUCAGGUGGAAGUAUCGUAGCGAUCCAGAUUAAUUGUUUUGCAUGCGGAGGAAUGGCGAUUAGCGUGUGUAUGUGUCACAAGGUUGGUGACGCUGCCACCCUUUUCAACUUUGUAAAUGAUUGGGCCACCAUGAACAGAGAAGAAGGAGAGUUGUUGUUACCUUCUCCUUUACUUGACGGUGGAGUUUCAGUGUUCCCACAAGGUGACUUGCCUGUUUUCACACAAGGUGUGUUUGUGAAAGACAAAAUGGUAGUGUGCAGAAGGUUUGUGUUCCAAGCCUCAAAAAUCAAGUCUCUCACGGCCAUGAUAUUUUCCCAAUCCAACGCUGUGCAAAAUCAAAAUCUCACGCGCUUUGAAGUUGUCACUGCUUGGAUUUACAAGCGUGCAAUUUCUGCAUUGGGCUUAAAUUCUAAGACGACAUCGUUUCUUAUACCUGUCAACCUUCGAAGAAGAAUGGUUCCUCUAUUGCCUGAUAAGUGCGUAGGAAACAUGGUUUGGUGGUAUUUGGUGUUCAACCCAGUCGUGGAUGAGAGGGAAAUGGAACUACAUGAGUUGGUAAGCAAAAUAAAGGAAGGGCUAUGUGAGUUUUGUGACGUGUAUCCUAAAAAAUUUGGAGGGAGUGAUAAGGACUUACCAUUUAUCUCUGAGUGCCUAAAACAAGCUACUUCAUCUCCAGAGCCUUGUGAAUCUGAUCAUGAAGAGAACCAAUCAAUGUUUAUAUUUACCAGUUGGUGCAGGUUCCCAAUGUAUGAAGUAGAUUUUGGGUGGGGCAAACCUAUCUGGGUAACAACUAGUGAAUGUCCUGCAAAGAAUAGCAUAAUUUUGAUGGAUACAAGAGAUGGGGAUGGAAUUGAAGCGAUUGUGAAUAUGGAAGAGAAAGACAUGACCUUAUUUGAGCAUAAUGUGGAGCUCCUUCAAUAUGCCUCUCUUAAUCCAGACCGUGGAAUAUACUGAUAUUGUUCUCUGUUCUCAAAUUAUCAAGCACAAUUCCUUUGUGAUUUA